AGUUCUUAAGCAUAUUUGUGACCAGCUUUGCAGGGUUUGUCAGCAUGCCUAACAGUGGAGAGACUCUUACGAAAGAAUUACAAGAUGAAAAUACAGUGAAUAUUUCAGAGAGCUGUGAACAUGGAACUUUUGCCGAUGCACAGACGGUCUGUGAAGAUUUGCUGCCUCCUUUGGAGAAGACCCGAGAAGAAGACACAGAGGCAGAAAAGUCAUUGUGGACUUCCUUUGCUGAUGGUAGAGUCAGACUGAGAAUAGAUAACUCCUGUCCGCAGACUCCCAUAACAGUUCAUCAGAUGUUCAAGCAGAGCCUAGAGAAAUAUGGAUCCCUUAAUGCUUUGGCCAGCAAAAAGGACGGAAAAUGGGAGAAGAUAACUUUUUCAGAGUAUUAUUGCCUAUCCAGGAAAGCAGCCAAAGGCUUCUUGAAGCUUGGUCUUGAACGAUUCCACAGUGUAGCAAUCCUUGGAUUUAAUUCCCCUGAAUGGUUCAUCUCAGCUGUUGGAGCUGUUUUUGCUGGAGGAAUUGUCACAGGAAUAUAUACAACAAAUUCUCCAGAGGCCUGCUACGACAUUGCUCAUGACAGCAAGACCAAUAUCAUGGUUGUGGAAAACCAGAAACAGUUGGACAAGAUAAUGCAGAUUUGGAAUCGCUUGCCAGACUUGAAAGCUGUUGUGCUGUAUAAAGACUCCAUUCCAGAGAGGCAUCCAAAUUUGUAUACGAUGGAAGAAUUUCUGAAGUUGGGAAAUGAUGUAUCUGAUAGGACUUUGGAUGAUAUUAUUAACUCCCAAAAGCCAGAUCAGUGCUGUGUGCUAAUAUACACAUCCGGAACAACUGGGAAGCCAAAAGGAGCCAUGCUGAGUCAUGACAAUGUAACUUGGACAUCAGCGCAUUGCAGCAGAGCAGCAGGUAUGCAACCUGCAGAGGUCCAGCAGGAGUCUAUAGUCAGUUACCUGCCACUCAGCCAUGUAGCUGCACAGAUGUAUGACCUGUGGACUGGAAUCAAAUGGGGAGAGCAAGUUUACUUUGCUGAGCCAGAUGCUCUGAAGGGCAGCUUGAUCAACACACUAAGAGAAGUGCAGCCAACAUCCCACAUGGGGGUUCCCCGAGUGUGGGAGAAAAUCAUGGAGAAACUAAAAGAUGUUUCUGCUCAGUCAGGAUUUGUGAAGAAGAAAAUGUUGUCAUGGGCUAUGUCACUUAGCUUAGAGAGAAACUUAAACUGCUCAAGCAGCAGUGAUUUAAACCAGCUCUGGACAAGGAUAGCAGACUACUUAGUGCUUGCAAAAAUACGCAAUGCACUGGGGUUUUCUUCCUGUCAGAAGCACUUUUCUGGUGCUGCUCCCCUCAAUACAGAAACACUCUAUUUCUUCUUGGGUCUGAACAUCACCCUGUAUGAGGCCUAUGGGAUGAGUGAGACCACAGGCCCACAUUGUGUGUCUGGGCCUUUUAUUUACAGGCAGCACAGCUGUGGUAAACCAGCACCUGGCUGCAGAGUGAAGUUGGUGGACAAAGAUACAGAAGGCAAUGGAGAAAUCUGUUUCUGGGGAAGGACUGUUUUCAUGGGUUAUUUAAAUAUGGAAGACAAAACUAAAGAAGCCUUUGAUGAGGAUGGGUGGCUCCAUUCUGGAGAUUUAGGAAAGUUGGACAAGGAUGGCUUUCUGUUUGUCACUGGAAGAGUUAAAGAUUUGAUUAUUACAGCAGGAGGUGAAAAUGUGCCUCCAAUUCCAAUUGAAGAGGCUGUUAAAAAGGAACUCCCAAUUGUUAGCAAUGCUAUGGUGAUUGGAGAUAAAAAGAAGUUUUUGUCAAUGUUGCUGACCCUAAAGAGUGUGCUGGACCCAGAUACAUCUGAUCCCACUGACACUCUCACAGAGCAAGCUAGAGACUUCUGCCAGAAGAUGGGUAGUAAAGCAACUAAAGUAUCAGAGAUUGUAGCUACAAGAGACCAAGCGAUUUACCAGGCCAUCCAGGAGGGAAUCAACAAAGUCAACUUGACGGCUACUAACAGGGUUCACUGCAUUAAAAAAUGGAUACUCCUGCCGAGAGAUUUUUCCAUUUCUGGAGGAGAGCUAGGUCCAACAAUGAAGUUAAAACGACUCACCGUGCUUGAGAAAUACAAAAGUGAAAUAGCCUCCUUCUAUGAAGAAUAAGACAUCUUCAUUCAAGCAUUAAGAAAGAUCUGUGAGCUAAAGAAUUUCCUAAUCAAAAGCAUGAACAAGGAUUUAUGCUUGUUUUGGUUUUGUAGUUUAUUGAUUAGAACUGCUAGGAAAUUGCUCUGUUGAUUGUGGUGCUUGUGAUACUCACAUGACCAUUCGUCCUCUUUACAGAAGCAUCUAUACAGUGUCUUUAUUUUUUAUGUUGUUUUCACUUUGUGACCUAAAUAAUUAAAAGCAUCCUCUUGUGUUAA
Molecule: messenger RNA, 2398 nt
Organism: Pogoniulus pusillus (Red-fronted tinkerbird)
Lineage: Eukaryota; Metazoa; Chordata; Aves; Piciformes; Lybiidae
Gene: ACSBG1
Product: acyl-CoA synthetase bubblegum family member 1
Exons: 14
Coding region: 45-2141 (698 amino acids)
Cellular component (GO): membrane; endoplasmic reticulum
Molecular function (GO): long-chain fatty acid-CoA ligase activity
Source: RefSeq, a predicted model, not a curated record